Molecule: messenger RNA, 5570 nt
Organism: Hypomesus transpacificus
Lineage: Eukaryota; Metazoa; Chordata; Actinopteri; Osmeriformes; Osmeridae
Gene: snapc4
Product: small nuclear RNA activating complex, polypeptide 4
Exons: 25
Coding region: 502-5421 (1639 amino acids)
Source: RefSeq, a predicted model, not a curated record
AAAACGAAGAACCCUUAAGUACGGUUACGAUAGUUAGACGACUUGCUGAUCAGAUUCAUUUGGAACAAGUAACUAAAACCGUAUAUUCUGGCAACAUUUUAUAACAACCGAAUAUGUAUAAACUAGCUUACUUAAGUUGCCAUUGUUUGCAAUACUGAUGGUUAUUGUUGAGCUAACGAUGUUUCAAAUCUUGCUCCAGAAUACAUGUAGGUUGCUAGCUAGCUAUGAUGAGGCUAAGCACGCGAUUUAAGCAUUUCUGAAGUUUGAAGUCAUCAUUAUUAUAUGCAAACUAUUUGAAAAUUGCAAUGCUAUACGGAUGCAUUGGUUUGUAUACAUAUUUUGAAUUCUGUUAGAAACGUUUGCCGUGGCUGAAGCAUACAGCUAGCUGUGCUAUACCUUGCUGUAGCCUCAGUCUGACACAGCUGUAGAAAGUACCGGGGUGUGUGUAGCGUGUGGAGCACGCGUCCAGCGUACCUUGUGUGUAAACUACAGUGAUGCGCCAUGUCUUCGGACGACCUCGCGGCACAAAGGGACAAGAUAGAGCGUCAAAUAUUGGAGCUCGAGCGCAGUCUGGGUCCAGAAAGCAUCUCCUAUGACUUGCUGUCCUCUGACGGUUCUUCCGAUGAUGAUUCGGACGACAAUGACGCUUCGGGUUCUGCUUUGCGUGCAGAGGACUUGGAGGGUGAGAGGGAGCGAGUUCAAAGAGAGAUUGAGGAGUUGGAGCGCUCUCUUGGGACUGGUGCAAUCAUCCUGUCAGAUGAGGAGGAUGGAGGGAUUGCCCCAGAGGAGAGUGAGGAAGGCAGUGAGGAGGAGCUUGAUCUGCCUCAAACGGCAGAGUCCUGCCUGCAGAUGAACUUGGUCUACCAGGAGGUCCUGAGGGAGAAGAUGGAGGAGCUGGAGAAGCAUCUGGCUGACAACAAGCAACAGCAGAAAGAGCUAGUGGCUCAGAUGUCGGGCCCAGGCCCUUCAGACGGCUGUGCCAAGAACUCGAUACCCAACUACAACCCUAACAACCUGUUCUUGGGACACUUCCUCAGACCCUACUUCAAGGACAAGCUCACAGCCCUGGGACCCCCAGCCAACCCAGAGACUAAGGAGAAGAACAGCAAAGAGAACAGGGGGGCCGGGACGAUAAAAGUGAAAAGAUGGACAGGCUGGCAGAAGGCACUCCUGGUCAACUCUGUGGUCAGGGACUGCAUGAGGCUGAUGAUUAAACCCAAACUGAACAAGGUGGAAUAUCUGACCGAUAAGAUUUCUAAAAUGGACAGUGGAGCCGAGAAGCAGAACCUGCGCCAGCAGAUCUCUCAGAUAGAAAAGGAAAUAGAAGAGAUCAGGGCGAAGAAGGAGGAGGAGCUGACUGGUAGCCGCCUUGAUGAACACGACUGGGAGAAGAUCGCCAAUAUUGACUUCGAAGGUCUGCAGGAUGCAGAGAACGUCAAGGUUUUCUGGCAAAACUGCCUUCACCCCUCAAUCAACAAGAACAUCUGGAAGGAGAAAGAGAUCGACAAGCUUAGGAUCGUAGCGCUCAAAAACCACUGCAUCAAUUGGCAGCUGACUGCUGAGCAGCUGGGGACCAACAGGACAGCCUUCAUGUGUCUUCAGGCCUUCCAGCGCUACGUCUCCAAGACCUUCAAAAAGGGCCCAUGGCAACCUGAGGACGACCAGCAACUCAGAGAUCUGACGGAGAAGAUGCGAGUGGGAAACUUCAUCCCCUAUACGCAGAUGUCGUACUUCAUGGAAGGGAGACCCGCUACACAGUUGAUGUACCGCUGGACCAUGGUUCUAGACCCAUCCCUCAAAAAAGGAUAUUGGACCCCUGACGAAGACGAGCUGCUCCGGAAUGCUGUGUCCAAGUAUGGCAUUGGGAGGUGGUGGAAGAUAAGGUCAGAAGUCCCCGGCAGGACUGACACCCAAUGCCGCGACAGGUACCUGGACUGCUUGAGAGAGGGUGUGAAGAAGGGGCCCUGGUCUCCUGAGGAGAUGUUGUUACUGAAAGAAAUGGUGAAAAAACAUGGAGAAGGGAAGUGGGCUGCAAUCUCCAGGGAGAUCCCAAACAGACUGGACUCCCAGUGUAUGAAUCAGUGGCGUAGGUUAAAGCGGCACAGAAGCGGGUUGACAAGGAGCCAGUCCAAGGCGAUAACGAAGAGUGUGAAAAAAAGGAUCAUAAAGAGACUGCAGAAGCUGGAGGAGGAAGAGGAGGGAUCCACCUCGGAGGAAGAAGAUCCGAUACAAAUCGUUUACAUGGACAGCGAUGAUGAGACCAUGGGGAAAAAGCGAAAAAGGGGGUCUGUGGAGAGCGAGACUGAGGAGGAAAAGGAGGAAGUUGAGAGAACGUACUUAAUCCUCCCCCUUGAGAAAUGGAUUCCAACAUGGGACCCCAAUGUCAGGGGCUCUGGGACCCUGAAUACUGUGUUUGUAGAGCUGCCAAGUGUUAACUCCUCUCAAGAGGUUCCUGACACAUUUGGAUCUAACCAUGGCCAGUCUAGCAGCUCAGUGUACCCCAGCCAAAACCCCCCCACACACCAUAAUGUAAUGGUACGCUCCACCAUCCUGGAUCGCUUUGGAAACUACUUGGAAUCUGUGGUGGGGGACAACCCUGCAGUACUGGCCAAAAAGGAUCGCCACAGUCUGCUGGCCAUGCUCAAGGUGCCGUUUGCAGAAAUCAAGGAGCUGAUGCUUUGGAGAGGAGUCUGUGCCUCCAAGAAGAGGAACAGCUUCCGGUCCGGUCCAGUGAGAACGUUCCACAGGCCGUCCAGCAUGACCAGCAACACCAGUCUGCACCACGCCCUCCUGGUGGCGGUCACCCCCUGGGUGGGCAAUCUGCUGCUGCCCGCGCCCCUCACCAAGAACAGACCCUGGAAACUGGACAUGGUUCGAGAGCAAGCAGAAGCAUUGGAACUCACCAGCACCCCAGUGUUCAAGCUCUUUCUGCAGGCGCUCCGCGUCGACACCGGCGGCUGCAAGAAGAUCAUCCAGCACCGCCAGAGUCCGCAGAGGAUGCAGCUCGUUCCUGUCCAGUCCGCGCAAAAUCUGAAGACGACGGUGGCCAACAGGCUGCAGCAAGUCAGAAGAGUUUCUGGGAACUCGAUGACACAGCAUAAUAGUCAACAAUCUGCAUCCAUCUUCAUGGGUCCUUCACCUGUCUUCAUAACACAGCCCAUAGUACAGGGUCAACAACUUCCUGUACAAUCCCACUCACUUCCUGUCCAAGGCACCAGACUUCCUGUCCCUGGAGUUCCAAUGGUUAGAUUUGUCGUGGCGGCGGGUCAGAAACCCGUCCCCCUCACAUCCCCCUCCCCACACAUCCUCUGCCUCCAAUCCCCCCCUGUCCCGUCAUCCAGUUCCAACUUUAACCCCCUAACCUGCAGUGCUAACACAUUCUCCACCCCUACCAUUUUACGUGUCCCUCUCCAAACAAACUCCUUCCGGUCACCUCCAGGCAGGACCAUCGUGGCAGAGAUUAGCGUGUCUCCCAAGGUGAGCAGUCCCGCUGUGGGGAAACGAGCUCGUAAACCGACCGAAAAGGUCAAAGCUCUCUUGGAAAAAGGCAAAAGGGCAGAUGGUAUGUCCCCCAGACGCAAGAGAACCUGCAAAGAGGCUGCUCCUGAAACCGAAGCCCUCCUGAAGACUGAUGGAAAGUCGCCCGGAUCCAGGAAAACCUGCAUGCAGAUUGCUCCUAAAGCCGACCCUCAGAUAUGCUCUCCCACUGCCUGGACCGUCACAAAUGAAAAGCCAGCCCCUCCUCCUCCCUUGGAUAUAAACAUAGUCUAUUCCAUAGCCGGCCAGCGGUCCCUCCGCCCAAAACAGCCGGAUAGCCCACAGACUCCAUCCACCAGCGCUAUAACCAACGAUCAUUCAAGCUAUACAGUGUCCACCAAUCCUGGUGCUGCUCUGACGCAAUCUUGCAGUCCAAACCUAAACCCUCAGACAACCAUCACAAAUUCCACCGCAACUACUACAUUUUCCACCAAUCCUGGCCAAGCUUUUGCACUCUCCACCAAUCCUGAUCCAGGUCUCCCACUCUCAACCAGUCCUAACCCCAACAUUAAAACCCCCUCCACCAGUCUUCCUGCAGUCUGUAGUCUGGUGCAAAGUGUGAACCAGUCAUCUGCCGUGUCCCUAGGCUCUCCACAAUCUCCAAGGUGUGCCCUCAAUGGUCCCACCCAAUCACAGCCUGGCUCUGGUUCUACCCAAUCACAGCCUGGCUCUGGUUCUACCCAAUCACAACGUGUCACUGGUCCCACCCAAUCACAACCUAGUCCAGGACCCACCAGUUCUGCCCCUAUGUUUUUUCUACAAUCAAAUUGUACCCCAUGGCCCCAUGGUUUAUCCCCCGUUGGUCCACUGCAACAACAGCUUUCACCUGGUCCUUGCUUACCUUACAUCAUACAUGUUCAGCAACCAGGGACCCCAGGACCAGGGCCUGUGUUCAGGCAUCCCUCCCCAAGAACAAUCCCCUUCCUCAGGCAGUUGUCUCCAGGGUCUGGCCCUUUCCCUAUGAAGCAGGGCCAUCCUGGAGCCAGGCCAAUCCUAAGACAAAACCCCACUACUCUCAUCAGGCACGUUUCCCCAGGACCACGACUUUUCUUCAGGCCAGUAUCCCCAAGAAUGACUGUCCCCCUGCCCUCGCACACAGCCACGCCAAGCCUGCCCAGCAAUGUGAUCAUAGUCGACUCCACAGAGCCCAGUUUCAAACCCGAGCCCCUCCAAUUCGACCCCUCCUUGAUACUAAGGGAGGAGCCGUCACAGGUGAUCGAAUGGCUGACUGGCAAGACGGGUGUGGUGCUACCAAAGCUGGAGGUGGCCUUGCCCUACCUGCCUCCCUUCUCCAGCAACCUGGCCUCCCUCUCUGCUCUGCUCAGGCACAAGAAGUCCCUGACCACCUCCGCUUUGCAGCUGCUGCCCCUGGACGAGCAGGGCGCCAGCGAGGAGGACAAGGUGUCCGCCGUCAGGGAAGUGAUCGCGGAACGCUUCGGGUCAAACCCUGCGUUCCUCAUGCUUAAGGCUCGCUUCCUGUCCUGCUACACCCUGCCCGCUUUUCUCGCCACGCUCAACCCGGUCAGCGUGGAGCCUGAGUCAAGGUCAAACUCUCCAACCUUGGACAAUGGAGAGGGUGAAGAGCAGACGGAUUAUAGACAAAGUAAACGGGCAAAAGUCGGAGAUGGAUCUACAAGAAUGCAGAGUUCCUUGCUGGUAACAGAUGGUACUGGCGCCCCUGCAGCUCACUACUGUGGCAUCCCCUGCAACCAGAGCCAGCUCCCGCCCCCUGGCAUUCCCUCCAAUCAGAGCCAGCUCCCGCCCCCUGGCAUCCCCUGCAACCAGAGCCAGCUCCCGCCCCCUGGCAUCCCCUCCAAUCAGAGCCAGCUCCCGCCCCCUGGCGUCCCCUCCAAUCCUAAUGCAGCAGAUGGUUCCUCCUCUUAAAAUCCAAAGUGUUCUGAAGGAAAUUUUGAUGUCAGAGAUGUUUGUGACCACAGUAGCUAUGGUACACUUGUUACAAUACAAAUGUUAUGUUUAUGCAAAUGAAUUCAACUAGUUCCAUAUAUAUGUAUACUUAUUGUAAAAAGAGAUUC